UGGGGAUGCUAACAGUUAUCUCUCUCCAGGUAUUUUAUAGCUCCAUGCAAAGAACACCAGCCUUAAACAAUAAUAAAAGGUCUCAAAGAAGGCGGAGCUUCACUCCAGAUUGGCUGAGCUUCUGCUGCAGCUUUCUGGCCUCUAGCAAACUGAUGGCAUUGUGGGAAAAGAGAAUGAUAAAAUGAAAAUACAAGUGAAAAAAUGAGCGACUAGAUUCAGAGUUCAGAUUCCACAAACAAACUUGGGAAAGAGCCAAGUUUCAUCUUAGAACCCUAGAGGGUCACAGUGACAUCAUCAUCUGUGCUGUUGCCAUCGAAAAAUCUUGUGAUUUCUUGCAGGUCCUGUGAGAUGGUAGUGCCCAGGAACCUGAAUGACUCCACUGCUGCCACAGUGCUGUUUAGAAUGGUGAGGGGGGUCAGUGUUGGGGUGUUCGUCCUAAAGUCCACUAUCAUCUCCACUGUUUUAUGCGUGUUCAGCUCAAGGUUGUUUUAACUGCACCAGUGAGCCAGCCGUUCAACCUCCCUUCUGUAUGCAGACUUAUCGUCAUCCUGGAUGAGGCCGAUGACAACAGUGUCAUCUGGAAACUUCAGGAGCUUGACAGAGGGGUCCUUGGCAGUGCAGUCGUUUGUAUACAGGGAGUAAAGUACAGGGUAGAGCACACAUCCCUGGGGGGCACCAGUGCUGAUUGUGCAUGUGCUGGAAGUUAAUUUCCCCAAUCUCACUAACUGCUGCCUAUCUGUCAGAAAGCUGUUGAUCCACUGACAUAUAGAGGUGAGAACAGAGAGCUGGGUUAAUUUAUUCCAUAGGAGAGCAGGUAUGAUGGUUUUGAAAGCCAAACUUAAGUCCACAAAUAGGAUCCUUGCACAAGUCCCUGGUCUGUCUAGAUGUUGCUGUAUGUUAUGAAGUCGCAUAUUGACUGCAUCAUCCAAUGACCUGUUUGAUAUGCAAAUUGCAGGGGAUCCAGAAAGGGUCCAGUGAUGUCCUUCAGGUGGGCCAACACCCGGGUGUGCGGAAUCACGACCGAGCCCCACCCUCAUCCCUGCCACACCGACCAUGAUGAGAUCACAUAACAAGCCAUGUCAUGCAAUAAAGUGCAACAGUCUGGUUCGGGAAGUAAAAAUAAUAAAAAAAAUUCAAAGGGGAAUUAUAACGAUAGCUUUUAAACCUUUAAAUGCCAACCUAAUGUGAGUUUUGAGGUUGUUAAUUGAUGGUGUAUGCUUCCGCUGAAGCCAUCAGUCCAUGUUAUUUCAAAAACUGAACCAAUCAGAGACUCGAACAUGCCAAUUAAGCUCUAUAGCGACCGCUUACUCCCAUAAUGCACUGUGAAUUACUUAAUGUGAGUUACUUAAAAUUUCCUUCACCUUCAAACUACUUAUAUAUUUGAAAAUUGAUUCUACACUUGUACUCAAUAACUUUUAAUCAAAAUUUUAUAAUUUUCCAUAUUUUUUUAUUUUAUUUGAUUACAUAAGUCACAGUGCUUUUUUUAUGGGAUUGUAGUUUGUUCCGUUGUGAACGAGGUUAAGCACACAGGUUUGUACCUUCAUCUUUUUGUCUGUUUUCAAAUACUUUUUUGCUUUAAAUCAAAGUUUGUAAUGUUGUGAUUCACCUCCCUGGUAGCUGGUUGGUUUGGUUCACGGCUCUUUUAUGUAGGAUUUAUGGAAAAAAAUGAAUGGAAAAAAUACUUCCGGAAACAGUAUGACUGAAAAAAUGGGCUGGUUCUAUUGAGUUACUAUUACUAAUGAAACAAUUUGUAAUUAGCCAGGGCUAAAGGCACUUUACAAGGCAGAAACAUAAAACAUAAAACUGCAUCUAAACAAAACAAGCAAACAUAACAACAACCUCACUAUAUGUACUAUAUGCACAACAUAACAACAGUGUAGUCCAGAGUGAUAGUAUAAAUCAGCAUAGGUGUGAACCACCAGUCCAAUAGAAUGAGUUGGAAUCUCAAACAGCCACGGCCACCACACCAAAAAAAUGCCUCCAUCCAAGACACAGCCACGACAAGGACAGAUCUCGCUGCAGUCCGGUCGUGGUGCAAUGCAGUAGCCAGCCAGCCACGCACCAGCACCAGAAAAACAUAGAUGAAAAGGGAGCAAGUCAAAAGAUAAAUAUACACCUUCAUGGGGAACUUCAGAAUAAAGUCCAAGAACACAGAUGAAGAGCCAGUGAAACAGUGUGCUGAAUGGCCAUUAUCUGAAUCUCAAAUAGCAGUCAUUAUCUAACUGGUGGAGAGGUUCCUAGUUCUUUUAGACACUGCAGUGCAUUUUUUACCCUCUGCUGAUGAGGGGGAAUUACAAUCAAGUGUGUCACAUGUUUUUUUUGUGUGUGUGUGUGUCCUGCAGGUCAGAGUGUUAAGUUAAUUUACAACUUCAAUGCAGUUGCAAGCCUCUGCUUCAUUCCUGAAUGAGAAGGCUUUAUCGUCACUGGCUCAGAUGCUGGGAAGCUGCAGGUUUGGAGCUGGAGCUCACAGGAGAACUGUCAGUCAGUGAACGCACACCUGGACGCAGUCACCACACUACAGAGGCGAUGUCACAGUAAGACGAGACAGCAGAUUGGAAGAUUCUCUUUCAGAAUCUGACAGAGACUCGGAGGAUGACAAAAGUGAUGUGAACGACGCUGAAGACGUCAUCCCCCAGGAUGCAUUUGAGCCGGGGGUUGGUGGUAAGGGGAAGGUCGAAGGAGGGUUAAAAAGAAAUAACUGGAAAGGAAGAAAAGGAGGAGGGAAGGUCAUGAUGAUGGAGUGUGAGAAAUAAAAAGGAGACUGGAGACAGAUUUAGUGACUGGCAGAAGGGCAGAGACAGCAGGAGAAAAAGAAACAACAGACUGUUUUCUAUGUAAACACUGAUCCAGUAAAACCUACCACAUUGAGAAUAUUUAUCAUUGUUGCCAUUUUCAUUUAUGUAUAUCUAUAGCGUUCAUCACUGUGGGCUCCCUAUCCAAUCCUACAUUAAUUUAUAUUGAUUUCUCUGCCAAAGCCUCUUUCAUUUGUCCUAUCACUGCUACCCUAAAAUAAAUGAAUACUUUCUCUUUACUAAAACUGGUCUUCAGAGUAUUAUUAAGCCGUUUCUUUCAUUCUGUCCAGCUAUUUUCAUCUUCAAAAUUCAUUUAUUUUCUUCUCGCUGUCUGUUUGCAGUUAAGAAGCAUAAUUAGUAUUUAAAUCUUUCUUCUAAUCCCCUCUCACCUCUCUCUCUCUCUCUCUCUCUCUCUCUCUCUCCCUCUCUCUCCCACACUCUAUUUCUCACUCACACAAUUUCUACAUCUCUCUGUCGCUACGGCAACCAAUGCUUUUCCCCAAUUCUAGGCUCUCUCCCUCUCUCCCACUCCCUUCUUAAGCGGUAAGAGAGAUGAUUGGAGCGGUGAGGACUCAGUGAAAAGACAGAAGCGAUGGAGCGAUGCUCCAUCUCUCCCCGCACUGGAUUCAUUCCCCUUUGGAGCUUCCUGAUGGUCACUGUCAUUUUUUGCAACGCCACUAGUGACACAGAUGAGAAGAAGUGGGAGGAGCUGGGUGAAAUGCAGAUGCCAGUCACGGUGCAGGCUACGACCACUCAGCUCUGGGCAGUGGACUGGGGUCCCACACAACCACUGGAGGAUGAAACCCAUCACAUCCUGUCCAGCUUGGAGACAGAUAGUUUGAGGAAGACCACCACGUCCGAGGACUGGUCGCAUCAUCGGAGCGUGUCUGCCAAUCAAACACAACACCCAAUAACAGGGGAUGAGAAAAAGAUGGAAACAGAGAAACAAGACAAGGAAGUGGACCCACAGUUUUAUGUGACAGUGACAAUUUCGUCUCUGCUGAUUCUCUCUGUGGUCAUCAUCUCUGCGAAACUCUGCUACGACCGCAGUCUCUCCCAGCGUCCCCCCCCUCUCUCACUCACCAUCCCGUGUUCUAUAGCUCAGGAGGACAGCAGGCAGACACUGCACAGCACUUCAUCCUUCCCAGACAGAGAGAGGUAG
Molecule: messenger RNA, 3954 nt
Organism: Xyrauchen texanus (razorback sucker)
Lineage: Eukaryota; Metazoa; Chordata; Actinopteri; Cypriniformes; Catostomidae
Exons: 11
Coding region: 3385-3954 (189 amino acids)
Biological process (GO): regulation of immune response
Cellular component (GO): membrane
Source: RefSeq, a predicted model, not a curated record